This is a messenger RNA of Branchiostoma belcheri (Belcher's lancelet), 1301 nucleotides long. RefSeq names its product mevalonate kinase-like. Lineage: Eukaryota; Metazoa; Chordata; Leptocardii; Amphioxiformes; Branchiostomatidae. The record is from RefSeq and is a predicted model, not a curated record. Gene Ontology annotation, cellular component: cytoplasm. The coding region runs from base 46 to 1215 and encodes 389 amino acids. The transcript is spliced from 10 exons. Gene Ontology annotation, biological process: cholesterol biosynthetic process; isoprenoid biosynthetic process. Gene Ontology annotation, molecular function: mevalonate kinase activity; ATP binding.
UAUGGGAUUGAAUUCAAACUUUGUCGUCUGCUGCAGGUUGGAAAAAUGUCAGAUCCUGAAAUUGUUGUCUCCGCCCCGGGAAAAGUCAUUCUGUUUGGGGAACAUGCAGUUGUUUAUGGAAGGAAAGCCAUUGCUGCCAGUCUGGACCUACGUACACAGCUGAAGAUCCACCUGAUACCUGACAGUACUGCGGUCACCCUCGAACUACCUGACAUCAGCCUGUCGAACACCUGGCAGGUGGCAGACCUGGCAGCUGCUCAACCAACAGGCAAUGUUGAUGUAAAGAAUCCCAGUCCUCCCAGUGACAAGUACUUGGCAGCUCUACACAGACUGGCUGGAACUGAUACUGACCACACAGACACCAGAACUCUGGCAUUACUGGCCUUCUUGUACAUGUAUACGUCAAUACACCACACAACAGUAAGGAAAUGUCCAGCGGGAAGAUUCCACGCAGCCUCCCAGCUGCCCCCAGGGGCGGGGCUUGGGUCGUCGGCAGCCUACUGUACAGCACUGGCAGCUGGGCUCCUGACUAUGUGUAAUGUCAUCAGUAGACCUGAAGGAAAAACGUGGUCCAAGGAAGACUUGGAGGUGAUCAAUGCUUGGGCCUUUCAAGGAGAGAAACUCAUCCAUGGCAACCCUUCAGGGAUUGACAACUCUGUUAGCACAUUUGGUGAUGCAAUCAGCUUCAAGAGUGGAAAAAUAUCUCCAUUCGAAAGUGUUGCUGCACUAAAGAUUCUGCUCGUCAACACCAAGGGACCACGAAGCACCAAAGUGCUGGUACAGGGGGUCAGGGAUAGAUACAACAGGCUGCCAGCCAUUAUGGAACCUAUCCUUGACUCCAUAGAGGAGAUAUCAUGUACAUGUGAGAGGGUGUUACUGGAGUUAGGUGGGAGUCCUGUGGAUGGGCAAGAAAACACUCAGGGAAAAAACUACCAAAUUCUUGAGGAGCUGGUUGAUAUUUGCCAGUGCUUGCUGAAUGCCCUGGGCGUGGGGCACCCAUCUCUGGACCAGGUCUCCUCCAUCACUGCCAAACAUGGACUCCACUCCAAACUCACAGGGGCAGGGGGAGGGGGGUGUGCACUGGUGCUGCUCAGGCCAGACACUGCUCCAGAUGUUAUAGACAAGGUGACAGCAGAACUGCGGGAUUGUGGGUAUGAUGUGUGGGAGACAUCCAUUGGUGCUACGGGGGUGUCACAACACAGUCAGCCAAAAUAACAACAGCAGAUAUUUAUUCUUACAUUCCUAUCAAGGGCUAGAAAUUAUCUUGGUAAAGUCAAACUUAAAUUAAGGUCAAUACAUUC